Aaosphaeria arxii CBS 175.79 is the source of this 676-nucleotide messenger RNA. RefSeq lists its product as uncharacterized. Bases 1 to 663 code for a protein of 220 amino acids. The transcript has a single exon. The record is from RefSeq and is a predicted model, not a curated record. Lineage: Eukaryota; Fungi; Ascomycota; Dothideomycetes; Pleosporales.
AUGUGCUACACGUAUGAAUGGGCGACAAUACUUGGAGUAUCUGUCAAGAACACAAAUGAAACAAGCAAUUUUUUCGCCAACACCGUCGACUGCCUUCUUACCCUCGGCACAGUUGAGAUAAUCCAGACAGGAGCGGACCCUCCAAUCCUCAACCGAACUUCAUUUCGAGGCCUGUCAAAUACGUCAGUGAAGGACGGCUCUCUUAACUACAUGCGAACAAUGUACCACAACGGACGGUCACCCUUCAACUUCAGUGCUGGUAGAGUGAAGGGGAGUAAUGGCGACACCAUCUAUUCGAAUCCGUUCGCGUUACACUUACUUCAUUCGCAGGCCAAUUCAUCAGCCGAGGAUGUGGCGUCGCGUAUUGAGGGGAUAUUCGAAAUGCGGACCUUGGUGGCAUUUGUAAGAUCGCCUGAGGGCACCGUCCGCACGAUUACCGAGACGACCGUCACGAGAGUAUACGCUCAAGACAGACGUGUUCUCGCAAUUCUGGUCAUUCCAUUGUUGACUACGAUAUUGGGCACGUCUUCCCGUUAUCGAAUUGUAGGAGACGAUGUUUGUGUGGGAUACAAUCCUAAUGAGAUCGCCCGGCGAGGUCAGUUUCCAGGGUCAGAGGACGAGGGGAUGCGGCCGAUGGAAAUCAGGUCUGAAGAGAAGAACUAGGGACACUUUGGAG